AGUCUGUGUUCGAACAUUCUUACGUUAAGACAUCAUUUUUUGCUUCUGGAUUUUUAAUUGUCAAUUUUGUUUGUAUUUUUAUUAAUUUGUUGAGAAAUGGAAUCUGAUCGUGACGAUGAUUACAUAAAUUAUGAUUAUAAUUUAAACUUCUAUGACGAUUAUGUGGCACCACCACCACCGAAAGAAUACGAACACGGCGAAAUUCCAAAUAUUGUGAAAAUCUUCUUCUUUAUGCUUUUGUUUUUAUAUCUCUUUAUAAUAUUUUAUUAUGCAUUUAUAAAGAAGAACAAAACAUCAGACAAUAAUGAUCUUCAGCUUUCGACUGAUCCAUUUGUUGGUUCUCGUUUAAGUCGAAGUAAUCGUUCGGAGAUGCGUAAUAAUCGUCAAGAAGUUUUGAUGCCAGUUUCCAGUGAUGUGACUAUUUAUGCGAUUGAAGACGAUGACUUAGGUUUCUAUACUACAAUUAACUUUGACGACAUAGAUCCUCAGAUCGAUCAAUCUAGAACAAGAAAUUUACUUCCUUUGCUGCAACAAUCAUCAAGAAGAGAAAGUCAAGAACUGCCACCAAACUACGAAGAUCCACCAUCUUACGACGAAAUUGCUCACAAAGUCCCAUGAAGAAUGUUUAAUUUGUUUACAAAAGAAUGGAGAAAUCAAUGAAUCAUCAAAAGCAAAAAUAAGAAGAAAUCUUCGAGAUGUGCAUGUGAAGAAAUUUUCGUGACCCACACAAAUAGUUUCACACUUACACACAACGAGCAAGCAAUUGUGAUUCACACGAAACAUGUGCCUUAAUUAUCAUGCACAGAAGAGAAGAAAAUUAAAAAAAAACUGUGAAAAGUUUCACUCACAUAGAUUUAUUGUGCGCAAAAGCUAAAAAUAUUUAAUUCCACUUUUUGUUACCACAAUAAAACUUAAUUUAUGUCCAUAGAAAUAUUAUUAAUUUCAGUAAAUAUCAAAAGUCUGAAAUGAUAAUUCUAAUUUAUCAACUUAUUUAAAUACAAAUGAAGACUUUUCAAGUGCUGUGUUGACCUUCAUUUUCAUGGAGACGAUAGAAAUAUUUUGCAAAGUUAUAAGUGUUCGAUAAACACUCAAGAUGUGCCUAGUCUGAAUGCAAUCUUCAAUGAUUUUACAGAAACAUUCAAAACUAUUAGUUUUACUUAGCUACAUGGUUUAUUUAUAUUUAGUUUUUCAUUGGUCAAUAUUUAUAAAAUUAUUCAAAAUCCAAAUAAAAAAAUAAAUUAAAAAAU
Molecule: messenger RNA, 1247 nt
Organism: Clunio marinus
Lineage: Eukaryota; Metazoa; Arthropoda; Insecta; Diptera; Chironomidae
Source: the annotation of a GenBank genome assembly